Molecule: messenger RNA, 4728 nt
Organism: Pelodiscus sinensis (Chinese soft-shelled turtle)
Lineage: Eukaryota; Metazoa; Chordata; Testudines; Trionychidae
Source: RefSeq, a predicted model, not a curated record
AGCCCCUUUAAACCAUCUUGGGACAUCCCCAUAUCCCAAACAGCCCUCUGAAGCUCCCCAGGGCUGGGAUACACCAGAAAGCCCCCCCCCCCAAGUUUCGUGGAAAGACCCUUCCUCAGAGAGACCUCUCAUGGCUGGGGAUGUCAGUACAGCCCCCGUCUUCCUUGGAGAGACACCCAUAACGGUGGGUCACAUUCAUCUCCUGUCCCACCAGUCACCCCUAUAGCCCAGGCAUCCUCCAGACUCCCUCCUGCUGCUAUCCUCAGGGGCCUCCCCAGAACCAGGGACUCCAUUGUGCAUACACACAUCCCGCUCCCCUUCUGAGGCACCCUCAAAGCAAACCCCUUAAUGACUCCUGCUUCCCCACAUUGAGAGACCCCCCCCACCUGGAUACCUGUCUUGGACCAACUCACCCCAGAGCUAGAGGUCCCCCUGAACUCCCCUCCCUAGUGGGCCCCACCAUACACUCUAUGCUACCCUGACAGCCCCCAGUUUUCCCACGGACACUCCCUCUCAUGAAUGCAGAGGUCCCUCAUUUCUUUCCUGACAUUCCUCCGAACCCCAUCAUCUCCCCACAGGGGUCACCCAGAUCUCCCCCCACCUUUCUUUCUGCCUCUCCCCAAAUCCACUUGCUCCUUCCCCCCAGCAAAUCUCCCUCUCUGAAUCCCUUUUCCCCCCCCAUGCACUGAAGGUCUGGGAUUCAGCAUCGCAGGGGGUGUGGGCAACCAGCAUAUCCCCGGGGACAACAGCAUCUACGUCACCAAGAUCAUCGAGGGGGGGGCUGCUCACAAGGAUGGACGCCUCCAGAUUGGGGACAAGAUCCUCGCGGUAAACAAUGUCAGCCUGGAGGACGUGAUGCAUGAGGAUGCAGUGGCCGCGCUGAAGAACACGUAUGAUGUCGUCUACCUGAAAGUGGCGAAACCCACGAACAUGUACCUCAAUGACUCCUAUGCCCCGCCCGACAUCACCACCUCGUACUCCCAGCACCUGGACAAUGAAAUCAGCCACCAGAGUUACCUGGGGACUGACUACCCACAAGCCAUGACCCCCACCUCUCCCCGGCGCUACUCCCCCAUACCCAAGGAGAUGAUGGGGGAAGAGGACAUACCCAGGGAACCCCGCAGGAUCAUCAUCCACCGUGGCUCGACCGGCCUAGGAUUCAAUAUUGUUGGGGGAGAGGAUGGCGAGGGAAUCUUCAUCUCCUUCAUCCUAGCUGGGGGGCCGGCUGACCUGAGUGGGGAGCUGCGGAAAGGGGACCAGAUCCUCUCGGUGAAUGGUGUGGAUCUCAGGAAUGCAACCCAUGAACAGGCUGCAAUCGCACUGAAAAAUGCUGGCCAGACGGUGACUAUCAUCGCCCAGUAUAAACCUGAUGAGUAUAGUCGCUUCGAGGCCAAAAUCCACGACCUGCGGGAGCAGCUCAUGAACAGCAGCCUGGGGUCUGGCACCGCCUCACUGCGCAGCAACCCCAAGCGGGGCUUUUAUAUCCGGGCGCUGUUUGACUAUGACAAGACAAAGGACUGUGGGUUCCUGAGCCAGGCGCUGAGCUUCCGCUUCGGGGAUGUGCUGCACGUGGUCGAUGCCUCGGACGACGAGUGGUGGCAGGCGCGGCGGGUGCACCCCGACAGUGAAGGCGAUGAGAUCGGCUUCGUGCCCAGCAAGAGACGGGUGGAGCGCCGGGAGUGGACGCGGUUAAAGGCCAAGGAUCGGGUUCCAGGAUCGGGCUCUCAAGGUCGUGAGGACUCAGUCCUGAGCUACGAGACUGUCAUGCAAAUGGAAGUGCACUACGCUCGCCCCAUCAUUAUUCUGGGGCCUACCAAGGACCGAGCCAAUGACGACUUGCUCUCUGAAUUCCCCGACAAAUUUGGAUCCUGCGUCCCACACACCACGCGGCCAAAGCGGGAGUAUGAGGUGGACGGGCGGGACUACCACUUCGUGGCCUCGCGGGAGAAGAUGGAGAAGGACAUCCAGAGCCACAAGUUCAUCGAGGCCGGGCAGUACAAUAGCCACCUCUAUGGAACCAGCGUCCAGUCCGUCCGUGAGGUGGCCGAGCAGGGCAAACACUGCAUCCUGGACGUGUCGGCCAAUGCCGUGCGGCGGCUCCAGGCUGCCCAGCUCCACCCUAUCGCCAUCUUCAUCCGGCCCCGGUCGCUGGAGAACAUCCUAGAAAUCAGCAAGCGGAUAACGGAGGAGCAGGCGCGGAAAGCCUUCGAUCGAGCUGUCAAGCUGGAGCAAGAAUUCACAGAGUGUUUCUCCGCCAUCGUCGAAGGCGAUAGCUUCGAGGAGAUCUACCACAAAAUCAAACGGAUUAUUGAAGAGCUCUCCGGGCCAUACAUAUGGAUACCGGCCCGCGAGAGACUUUAGGAAACCAGCUUGUGGGGACUCCAGAGCACCGGGACCUGCCGCCCAGUGGCCUGACCCAGGAGAACAAAACAACGGAAUUGAGCCGUGUGGUUGCUUUUUGGGGAGGAGGUUUCGGGGUGGGAAUGGGAUCUGGUCUAUUUCUUUCUUCUCCGUUCUUGUUUUCUCUCGCCUGGCUCCCCACCCACCCCAACUCUGCUCCGAGCCAAGAUCUGCUCCCAUCUCUUUGCAACCAGCCCAUCCGCUUUGAGGAAAGCGCUCUCUGCAUGCUUGUAUUUUUUCAGGAGAUGUUGGCUUGUGACGUCUGCGCUUCUUCUGGCAAUUUGCUUCCCCCUCCCACCCCUGGGAUCCGGACCUGGGAUCCAAUCAAGGAGAUGCGCAAAGAAUGAAAAGCGGGGAAUUUGGGGGGAGAGCAGGGGAAAUUAAAGGACUGAAAUACGUGAAGCAAAGAGAGGGGUGGACAAAAAUUCCUCUCCAGAGGCAGGAAAAUGAAGGGAACCGGAGGAUUUAUUGGUCUAAAAUAUUCCACCUGCUGUUUCAGACAGAGAUCAAAUUAGACCCUGUUUAUUUUUAGACCAAAACAGGUGAAAUCCAUACCAGAUCUGUUGCAUUAUUUUGAUGAUCACCAUGGGGAAAAAACAAACUUAACGGAGUGGAAGGAAAAAUGCAGGGAAACCAGAUUUAAAAAACCCCUCUCGAGCCUUCUUUUUUUUUUUCCUUCCUUUCUUUCUUGGCUGGGGCCACAGGAGAAAACACUCCACUAUCCUCCUUUAUCUUUCUACCAAGCAGAAGGGAAACUUUCUUUUUAAACUAAUGCGGGAGGGAACAGUGGCUCUGUGGAGCGAGAAAGAGACAUGGUCUUGCCGAUUAUUUUUUCCCGGACAUUUCCAAAUGGAGCGGACCCUUUCUUUUACAUUCCCUUUAUUUCUUGAUAUGGUCAAGCUCCUUCCUUUUCGGCGCAUGGUGAACGAUGUGGCUUUAAAAACAAAAUCAACAGGAAAAUAUGACAAAAAAAAAAAAAGAAAUAGCAUUUUGCUGGGUCAGCAAUUUAUAUUUUUCUUUCCGGGCCUGGGUGGGUGGACAAGAGACUUAGGGAGGGAACGAAACAAAUGGAAUUUUUGACGUUCUGUGAAUAUUUUUUUCGGGGUCAUAUCAAGUAUUUUGGUGCGGCUGUACGUGAUUGUAUGAAACUGGGGGGAGGGAUGGGGGGGUCGGGGAGGGAGAUGUCAGAAAGUCCUUUCAUUUCUCGUUACUGGCAUUUUCUUUGGGACAUAUUCUUAAUGCUGACAAUGCUUAUUUAUUUAUUUUAUUUUUUGUAUAUAAAGUCAAGCAGGCUGCUGGGAUCCUUGCUAGAAAAAGACCUAUCUCCUGCAUCUGGCCUGAGUAGCUAAUUCAGCUAGUGAUGAAUUUUCCCUCCUGCCCCAGAAAGUAGGAGAGAGAUGGGGAGAAGGAAGGGAGUGAGCAGUGGGGACCCCAUAUUUCAGCUCAGAGGCACAAUUAGUGCACAGAGCAGAACCAUCUGAUCCUGCCACCUUCUCCGUCAGAUCAACGUAUGCCCCAGUAUGCAGCCUCUCCAAGGACUGAGAAUAGCUGAGUAUCGUGGGAAGAACAAAGUGGGGCUGGGAGCCAGGAUUGCUGGGUUCUAUCCCCAGCUCAGGAAGGAAAGUAGGAUCUAGUGGUUUCAGCGGAUGGGGCUGCAACAGGAGCUAGGACUCCUGGAUUCUGUCCCCAAAAUGAACUUUCUCAGCCUUUGCAAUGACCAUAACCUGCCAGGAGGGCAGCGCUGUCUGCAGGUAAUACCCCAGGACAGCCAGCCGCCACCCCCUCUCCUCCAGUGCUGCCAUGCCAGGAAGGGUUUGGGAGUGGAGUGGGGGGAAUCACCCCAUGGCACAGAACUGUUUCAGGUUUGCCGAAUGGGGUCUCUUUCCUAUGGGGGGAGGUGGGGGGGGGGAGAAAAUACUAUUUUGCAUAGAAAUAUUAUUGCCAUCGGCAGAGAAUUAAAACAGACAAUAUAUAUAUAUAUAUAGACCCAAUUGUUUCACACUGUGACUCUAUUUGCAUACAGAGAUAAACAUCUGGAUAUGAUGGGGGGGGGACGACUCAGAGACAGUUCUCUCCCUGGCUCUGGGAAGGGAGUGAGGGCUGAUAAUUGGAUCAGGGUGGGGCUGGGCACCAGGACUCCUGGGUCCUAUUCCUGGCACUCUGCCAGCCAUAUCCCAUGGCCCGCUGCCCCUUUAAUAGAUGAGUAGCAGUGUCACAUGAGAGCCAGUGCUAAGGUCCAGGGCCCAGUUGGCCCCUAGGGGUCUGUGCGAGAUGGAAGCUUAGCUCUCCUGACGUCUGUGCCAGGUUUGGGAUGCUCUAUAACCUCCC